This is a messenger RNA of Gryllus bimaculatus (two-spotted cricket), 2998 nucleotides long. The record is from the annotation of a GenBank genome assembly. Lineage: Eukaryota; Metazoa; Arthropoda; Insecta; Orthoptera; Gryllidae.
CCCCUUCUGAUUGGUGCAAGAAUACAUUUCGCGGAGCGUCGAUGCCUUUUGCUAUAUACUCAACUGUUUUUUAAUCAUUCUCAUAGACUUGCUAACUAAACCGCUAAAUAUUGACAGCUAGUCUUCACCGGCCUGCAGAAUACAUGGUCGGCCUGAUGCCAUUUCUAUAAAACAGAAUAAGUUAGGAAUCAAUUCGCUAGAGCGCAGGGUACGCGGUGCACAGGACAAUUAAUUAUUCUUUUACAGUAUAGUAAUUAUUUUUUUAAUAAACUAAAUUGAUAUCAUUGAUAAAUCAUAUGAUUGAUAUGCAGAGAUAUUCUCCGAUGGGAAAUCAUUUUGAAUAAUACUCUAUCUCAUUCUGGACUCAUCAACAUUAUCUAAUUCCUGCAUCGCGUAUCGACAUUGUGAAUCAAUGCUGAAUUCACUGAAAUGUAGAUAGGGAGGGAAACAGUUCAAAAUUCAGCUGUGCAAUGGACCGAAAUCAUUCUAACCUUCUGAAUAUAAGCGGCCUGUAUUUGUAUUAUCAAUGAGAGAGGUUAUAUUUGCUUAUUUUGUGUGACUGAAAGUGGUAGAGUGAAGGCAGAAGAAAUCUGUAUUUCAAGAAAGUUUUCUGCUGUUGACACACCAUUCAAAAAUGUGAAGUACUAUGACAAUGAAAAAUAAUGUAUAAGCAUUGUGGGAGAACCUGUGAUGUUAUUAAAUAAUUCAGUUUUCUGUUGAACUGACAAUGCCCAUAAAAUCUAGUGGCAUGUUGUGAUUAUAGGUUGAUGGUGGAAUGACUUGUAGUUCAUUCAUUCUGAUUUAAUCUGUUGUAUAGACUUCUGUCAAUUUGUAGAACUAAUGGUGUUCAAAUACUCUUCACUCUUAAAGACUAGCAGUGCCAUCGUUCUAUUGUCAGGUGGUGGUUGGACCUGUUAUCAAAUAUACCAAAUGAAAUAUGCUAUUACUCACAUACUUAAAACUGAAGUUCUUGAAGUAGAAAAAAAGCGAGCUGAAUAUAUUUACAUUAACGAUCCUACAUUUAAAGAGGAAAUAGAUUUAUUUAAAGAUGAGAAGACAGAUAUAUUUAAAAGGCUAUCAGUUUUUCAGUGGUGGGUAUCUUGGAAAAACUCUUUGGCAUGGCGAUUAUUACACAUGGCCCAAACAGGUGAUCAGAGAGACAGAUUAGAAGCAGUUCGAUCUUUAGUGGACAUUAAAGAUUUAAAAGAUUCUGACUACAGACAGCUAGCACAAGCAUGUGAUGCGAGAACUGCUGUGGGCCUUGCAAGAACUAGAGGAGUUGAUCUUCGAUUUUUCUUAAAUCCACCAUAUUUUCAUGAAAAGGUGACCAAAAUUCAUCGCCACAAAAUUCUUGAUCAUGACAUCACUUCAAUUGAUUCUCCAGAAUCUACCAUUCCAAAUGAAGAACUUUUACCACUUACUUUAAGAAAUUUAUUACAUCAUUCUGCUGUUGGGGACAAUGCAAAAGACAUAGCUCAGAAAGGUGGUUUGGCUCUAAUGACAACUAUUUAUAAAUUUUGUGAAGAUAAUGUAGGGAUAUCCAUUUUACUGGCAUCUUUAUUAGCAAAUAUAUCGAUUCAUAAGGAUUUAUUGGAAGACAUUUUUCGCUCAGGAUGGAUUGGAAUUUUGGCCAAGUGGUCUCAAAACCAAAAUAUUCGUCUCUCUGCACCAGCAACGAAAGCUUUGGCUAACUUAGAUUCUGAUGAUGUUCGAACUGCAUUGUAUCCUCGCCGUGUGUACUUAUUACAUCCUACAUGGAGAAGAAGCCCUCGCCCCAAAAUGGAUGUUGUGUUUGUGCAUGGACUUCUUGGAGGAGUUUUUGUGACUUGGCGAAUGAGAGACCAAGAUCCUUGGUCUACUCCUCCAGAAGCAGGAGAGCAGUAUUAUAGUGAUGAUCCAUCACGAAGCAUCAGUGAUGAGAAAACAAAGGAAUAUUUGGCAGGAUGGGAAGAAGAGUGGAAACAGUUGGGGUUGGACUACGAAUUUGUGAUGGAUGAUGCUCCUGAGGAUUGUAAUAAACAGGCAACUGGACCAUUCUGUGUGAGUAGAGGGACUCUGGUGGAGCGUAGCGAAGCUCUGCGCCUCAAAUUGCUGGAAGCAGGAGUGGGGCAGAGGCCUGUAGUGUGGGUUACUCAUUCAAUGGGGGGCAUUCUAGUAAAGAAUAUGCUUGUCAAAGCUUGGGAAAGCAGUGAUCCAGUGCAGAGGCAGCUGACCAUGAACAGCAAGGCAGUGGUGUUCUACAGUGUGCCUCACAAGGGCUCUCCUCUGGCUGCCAUGGCUCCCACUGCCAAAUUCUUCUUAUGGCCCACUAUUGAAGUACAGGAAUUACGGGAAAAUUCCCCAGCAUUACUUGAUCUUCACAAACGGUUCCUUCAGAUGCUGAAGGAAAUUCCUAUGGAUAUAAUAAGCUUUGCUGAAACUAAACCUACUGCUGUUCGCCCAUUGCUCAUGGAAGUUUUUCUAGUCCCUCCCAAAUCAGCUGAUCCAGGAGUGGGAGAAUAUUUCCAAAUACCCCAAGAUCAUAUCUGCAUUUGCAAGCCAGCUAGUAGGCAUCAGCUUGUGGAACAGACGCUCGUUCCUGUACCAGAAACUGCUUCAUGUAGUUUCUAAAUUGAGUGAAUCGUCAUAGUUCACAAUCUGAAUUAGAAGAUAGAAGAAGGAAACUAUCUUACCAGUGAUAAUUCUGAUGUAUUCCUGCUGAUCAAAAGACAAGUUGUUGGCACCUUUUUAUAUACAAGUUGUGUUCCGAGUCAACUCUAUUCUGAAGUAGUGUGUGCAGUGUAAUGAAAUAUAGAAAUGAUAAUCUUUGAUUGUUAUGUUUAGUUUCUAGAGGUGUGAAUGAUAGCAGUAAUUAACUUAUUUGAAUCAUAAUUGUAUUAUUUGAUUUGUGAUAAUAUUGUCGAUGACCUGCACCUGUGCAGAUUUUGUACAUUUGUCAAGAAAAAAAAAAAAAAAAGAAAGAAAAAAAAGGGCAUAUAUUGAAAUGUUUCCACUAUAU